Molecule: messenger RNA, 734 nt
Organism: Salvia splendens (bonfire salvia)
Lineage: Eukaryota; Viridiplantae; Streptophyta; Magnoliopsida; Lamiales; Lamiaceae
Exons: 1
Coding region: 202-576 (124 amino acids)
Source: RefSeq, a predicted model, not a curated record
UUGAUAAAUAUGCAGAUUUGUUUAGUCGAGAGGAAAAGAGGAAGAAAGAGAGGUGAUGGUGAAGAUGAUGGCUGCCGCAGCUAUCCCAUAUUCACCUCAGAUCCAUGGCUUCCCAGAAGCCCAUUUAUUUUGCUGCCAAAACUGUCACCUCUAAAAAGGUCCCUCUCUUUAUUUUGAUGGAUUGAUUUAUUUUGUCACUCAAUGCAGGGUACAACGGGGUCGAAGCCGAAGCUGCUGGCACGGGUGGAGCAGCUGCGGCUCCUGAGCAAGGCGGGGCUGCUGUCGGCGGCCGAGAAGUCGGGGCUGUCGCUGUCGGCAAUCGAGAGGCUCGGGCUCCUGUCGAAAGUGGAGGAGCUUGGGGUUCUCUCGGCAGCCACGAACCCCGGGACGGCGACGGGGCUUCUCAACAUCAGUUUGAUUUUGUUGGUUUUGGGACCUGCAUUUGUUUUCUUAGUGCCACAGGACUACCCUUGGGAAAUAGGCCUUCAGGUUUCGGUUGCUCUGCUCUCUAUAGUUGGUGGCUCUGCUGCUUUUGCUGCAUCAAAUCUUGUAUCUACUUUGCAGAAAUCUAGUUAGACUUCUUUUCCUCAAACAUUUGCUCAGAUUUGCACAAUUUCAUGGCAAUGUAAGGACACAAAUUCCCAUACUACAUGAUUUAGAGAUAUGUAUCUAUGAUGAAUGCUAAGAUUGCCAUUUCAAAUGAAGUACACAUAGGAAUCUAUGACUUGUUAGUA